This is a messenger RNA of Linepithema humile (Argentine ant), 3258 nucleotides long. RefSeq names its product RHAU helicase (gene Rhau). The record is from RefSeq and is a predicted model, not a curated record. Gene Ontology annotation, cellular component: cytoplasm; intracellular anatomical structure. NCBI's taxonomy places the organism in Eukaryota, Metazoa, Arthropoda, Insecta, Hymenoptera, Formicidae. Gene Ontology annotation, molecular function: DNA helicase activity; G-quadruplex RNA binding; ATP binding.
CGUGACAUUGACAAAUGUGAGCAAGAAAACUUCAAUGCAGAAGCAAUCAGCUGAUUGAGAAGCAGCUAUAAAUUUGCAAAUUCAGAUUAACAUUGAAGCAUUUAACUUAGUUCAACUGUAUUUGCUGUAUGUGUUUUUGUUGACAGUAGUGCAUCUGAACAAGACUGUUAUCCAUAAACUUUCGACUUAUCGCAAAGAGGGAUUCAUUGAGCGAUGUAAAGAGCAUAUAAGUUUAAUCUAUUUAUAAAAAAAAUUAUGUCGCGACGACACGGACCUAGAGGAAAGUCACAUUUCUUCACACGACAUAGUAGAGAAGAACAACAAAGUCAAUCAUCUGAAUCUGGACAUGGAGGUGCUUAUUCACGAAGACCUCCUGGACUUAAGGGCAAAGAAAUAGGAUUGUAUUACAGAAAAAAUAGAGAGAAAGCACAAAGGAAAAAUACACAGGUUCUCAAAUUAUUGCCUCAAGUGGAGCACAGAAUAAAAAGCAUUUUGAAUGAUUCAAAGAUCUUUUACAAUGUACUACCCGAUAAAAGAUCUAGUUUUGAACAUAGCAACAAUUAUGAUUAUAUUUCUGAUUCUCAAUUUAAAAGAAAAUUUUUAGAAAUUAUACAUGGUGAUAUAGAACAUAAUCUUGCCAAAGCUAUGAUUAUGGAAUCAAAAUUGCAAAAAAACAGCGAGAUGGACAGAACAUUAUUAAAUGAAUAUAAAGAAAAACAAACUCAACAUGAUUAUUUAAAUAUGUUAAAAUUUCGGAUGAAGUUACCCACAUAUCAUAAAAAAUUAGAGAUAUUAAAACUUAUAGAAGAUAACCAAGUUAUUGUUAUCAGCGGAGAAACUGGUUGUGGCAAAACCACACAAGUUGCACAAUUUAUACUAGAUGAUCAGUUGGAAGCUGGAAAUGGUAGCAUUACGCAAAUAAUUUGCACGCAACCUCGAAGAAUUUCUGCCAUUUCUGUUGCCGAACGUGUAGCUGCAGAAAGAGCAGAAAGACUUGGAAAAUCCGUUGGCUAUCAAAUACGGCUUGAAAAGAUUCCAUCACGAGAGCAAGGAAGCAUACUGUUUUGUACUACUGGUAUAUUAUUACAAAUUAUGAAAACUGAUCCAGCGCUAAAAAGUUUUUCCCAUGUAAUAUUAGAUGAAAUUCAUGAACGCACGAUAGAAAGUGAUUUCAUCAUUACAUUAUUAAAACAAAUUCUUCCGAAAAGACCAGAUUUAAAAGUCAUCUUAAUGAGUGCAACAUUAAAUUCUGAAAGUUUUUCAAAAUAUUAUGACAAAUGUCCAAUGAUACAUAUACCAGGAAUCACCUAUCCAGUACAAGAAUUUUAUUUAGAAGAUAUUUUAUCAUUUACAGGAUUUAAAUUUCCUGAGCCACCACCCGAGCCCACUGGUUACAGAAAACAUUUAAAAAGAUACAAAGAACAACAACAUAAACAUGAAACGUUUUUAGAUUUUAUACUACCGUAUGUUAGACAACUUAGAACUGAGAUGAAAUACGCAAAACACGUUAUUGAUCAAUUACGCAAUCCGAAUAGUGAAAAUCUUUCAUUGGAACUCAUAGAAAAAUUAGUUAGAUAUAUAUGUAAUACAAAAGGUCCAGGAGCUAUUCUUAUUUUUCUACCUGGUAUAAUGGAUAUAUCAAAACUAAAUAGAAUGUUGUUAGAAUCUGGAUGUUACCCAAGCUAUAAAUACAUCAUUUAUCCUCUUCAUUCACGCAUGCCUACAGUUGAUCAGAAACUUAUAUUUAAAGAACCACCUCAUGGAGUUCGUAAAAUCAUUAUUGCUACUUCAAUUGCUGAGACGUCAAUAACUAUAGAAGAUGUAGUAUAUGUAAUAAACUGUGGAAAAACAAAACUUACAAGAUUCGACGUAAAUAAAAAUCUUCAGACCUUAGAACCUGAAUGGGUAUCUUUAGCGAAUGCUAAACAAAGACGCGGUCGAGCCGGCAGAGUUAAGAGUGGAGAAUGUUAUCAUUUAUAUUCAAAAGCUCGAGAAAUGACGUUUGAUCAGUAUCAAUUGCCAGAAAUAUUAAGAACACGCUUGGAACAGAUAAUUUUGCAAAUAAAAAUUUUGCAAUUAGGAAAAGUAAAAAAGUUCCUAGUUAAUAUUAUGGAUCCGCCAGAUAUGAAAACCAUUGAUCUGUCUCUCGAUUUACUUCGAACACUUAACGCUCUCGACAAAGAUGAACAUUUGACUCCUUUAGGUUAUCAUUUAGCACAUUUACCGCUUGAUCCUAGAACAGGCAAAAUGAUUCUUUGGGCUUCACUGUUCUCUUGUGCCGAGCCAGUAUUUGCUAUUGCAGCUAGUCUCACAUUUAAAGAUGCUUUCUAUUGUCCAUUGGGGAAAGAGGAAGAAGCUAAUAGAAAGAAAUUAGAACUCGGUAUGGGACAGUAUAGUGAUCAUAUUGUUCUUGCGGAAGCUUUACGAAGAUUUGAAAAUGCACAUCGAAGAGGAAACGCUGGCCAAUUUUGUCGAGAGUAUUUCCUGUCUUUUAAUACACUGAAGCUUCUCUCUGAAAUGAAGACUCAAUUUGCACAAUAUUUAUGCGAAAUGAAAUUUCUGGACAGCGAAAAUCCGAGUGAUAGAAAUGCUAACAGAAAUUCGAAUAAUAUAGCGUUAAUAAAAGCUAUUGUCUGUGCGGGAUUAUAUCCUAACAUUGCUGUUGUAAGACGAUCUACUAAACAAGGAGUGAUUUGUUGGACGCCGGAAGAUGGUUGUGUACGUACACAUCCGUCGAGUAUAAAUAACAAAGUUGAAAAAUUUCCCAACCGAUAUUUGACAUAUUUCACAAAACAACGUUCGACCGCCAUAUACUUACACGAUACUACAUGUAUAAGUGUACCAAUUUUGUUAUUUGCUGGACCGACUAUAUCUACAAGAAGAGAAAAAGGGAAAUGUGUAAUUAAUAAUAUCAACUUCUCUGAAAAUAUUAUUUGUGAACCAGAAACUGUAGAAGUGAUACAGGAACUCCAAUAUGCUCUGAAUACUUUAUUGGAAUAUAAGAUUACACAUCCGGCAACAGUAUCUUGGUCAACAUUUGAAGGCAACUUAUUAAACGCAAUCAUUGAAUUAGUAUCACAAAAAGAUGAAGAAAUGGGUUUUAAUGAUGUUAUUGGCAAUGAAGAUAACAAUAUUGAUGAAGAGUUUACUGAUGAUAAUUUCGAUUGAUAUUUAUUGUAUUCAUUAAUUUAUUAUGAAUGUCAAUAAGUAUGCAGUUGCUUCAAUAUUGUCCAGAAAUAUACAUCGUUAAAAAAUUUA